AUAAAGAAAGCCGUUCUCCGCCACAAUCUCCGAUGAGAUACUUCCUUCCGAUGGCCACGUAAACUUCUCCGUAUUUAAAUUCAAUAGUUAAUAGAUUUCGAGCUUACUAUAAUCCCAAAUCUUCUUCCAAUUCUACUGAUCUUCUGCCAUGGCGCUUCUCGCUUUCCCGCGCUCUCUCUCUCUUUCAUUCUCGCCGAGAACUGCACUUCUCAAUGCUGAGCUUCGAACUCGCCGAUGGUGCUCAUCAAUGUCGGUGAGGAUGAGCGUUGGGAGGACGACGGAGUCUAGUGCGGCGGCGGCGGACGACGGCUCAGCGAUUCUGUGGUACAAGCAUGACCUUCGAAUCGGCGAUCAUCCUGGUCUCCUCUCCGCUUCACAGCAUCAGACGCUCGUGCCUCUUUACGUUUUCGAUCACCGCAUUCUUUCGCGGUUUACUGAUGAAACAUUUGAAUUGCUUCUUUCCGCCCUGGGAGAUUUGAAGAGUUCGCUGAUGGAGCAAGGCUCUAAUCUUAUGAUCAGGUUCGGGAGUUCGGAGAGUGUUAUAGAAGAAGUUGUCAAAGAGGUUGAUGCUUCCAGUGUAUUUGCUGAGGAGGAGGUAGAAUAUGUUUUAUGCGAAGUGGUGAAUGGUGUGAAAGAAACCUUGGCCAGAAUAUCUUUUGCAGAGAGGAGAGCUAGAGUCGUUGUAUGGAAUACUCCAUUUUAUGAUAUUGGGAACAUGAAUGAUUUGCCAGCAUCAUAUGAUGAAUUCAUGAAAAAGAAAAUGCCCAUUACAUCACCCCACUCUUCUCCCAAAUUACCUAAAGUGCCAAUGGAUUUGUCAUGGGGUGCCUUGCCCACGUUGGAUGAUUUAAAGAAUUUUGUUGGCAGCAAUGCUGACACAUCAAAAGUUAAAUGGGCUUUCAAGUUUUCAGCUUGGAAUUGGCGGCAGAAAGAUCGAUCUCUAAGUUCUAUUAUUGAAGGUUUGCGGAAGACAAAAUCAAGUGAAGGCAAUCAAAUGGUUUCAAGUGAUGUUAGUGCCCCAAGGAAUAGAGUAGAAAAAUCAGCAUUUGCAACUGAGCAGGGAAACAUAGUGGCUGGUGGUACACAUACUGUGUUAAAUGCUCUUGCUGCAUAUCUCCGAUAUCUAGAGGGCACUGCUCGUGAUGAAUGGCAGGAGGUACAUGGAAAACUUCGUGAUGCUGAGACACGGGAAGGAGCAUCAUUUGGUACCCUUUUUGGGUAUGCACUGCUUCUUGGGAUUGUAUCUAGAAGAAGAGUAUAUUAUGAAGCUAUCAAAUAUGAGAAAGAAAGAAAUGGUGGAUUUAUAUCUCCUUUUGGAUAUUCAACAAUAACUGUUGCUGCAGCAAUUGAUACAGUCUGUUCGAUGGAGUGGUAUUGGCUUUUGGCUUUAAAAAGUCAAGCAACAGGCCAAGGAAAACUCUCUGUUAGGAUAUGGAGAUGGAAUGGCCAUCUGAUACAUUAUACAGUUGCUGGUGAUCGAGGCCCUGCAAUUAUGCUUGUUCAUGGUUUUGGUGCUUUUUUUGGGCAUUACCGUGACAACAUUAAUCCUAUAGCCAAAAGUGGGAACCGAGUAUGGGCAUUGACACUUUUGGGGUUUGGAAAAUCAGAGAAACCAAAUGUUGUGUACAGUGAAGUGAUGUUGGCUGAGCUGAUCAAAGAUUUCAUAGUUGAUGUUGUCAGAGAACCAGUACAUCUUGUUGGGAACUCACUUGGUGGCUACUUGGCUGCUAUUGUUACUGGUAUUUGGCCUGCUCUAGUGAAGUCUGUGGUCCUUGUGAACAGUGCUGGCAAUGUUGUUCCUGACUAUACAGCUUCACGAUAUUCUAAAGUUAGGCAAAAAUCUGGAGCAGCUUGGCUCGGUGCUAGAUUCCUUUCACUCUUCUUAAGAUUUAGCCUCCGGAACAUAGUUAGAGAUUACUAUCCAACAAGACGUGAUCGCGUGGAUGAAUGGCUUAUUUCUGAGAUGCUGAGAGCAUCAUAUGACCCCGGUGUGAUGGUAGUCCUGGAAAGCAUUUUCAGCUUUGAUCUUUCAGUUCCUCUUAACUAUCUUCUGCAAGGAUUUGAGGGAAGAAGUCUAGUAAUACAGGGAAUGAAAGAUCCACUAGUCUCUGACAAUUCCUCCAAGCUUGCCAUGCUUCGCGAACACUGCAAAGGAAUUCUAACCCGGGAACUAGACGCUGGUCAUUGCCCACAAGAUGAGAAACCGGAAGAAGUAAACUCCAUCCUGCAGGAAUGGGUAGCAACUGUGGAGGGUGAAGCUCUUACAGUCAGCCCACCAGAAUAUAAAUCUAUUAGGGAAGUGAUGUAAUUUUCAGUUCAACUAUAUACUGGUAGACUGUAUACUCAGCAACUAGGAAGCAUACAUACACUGGAUGGAUGGCUGGAUGCACUGCAAUUAUCAAGGUUUCCAGACAACCAUUUUCUUGUUGUUGUACCAUCAAUACAUUUGUUUUAUUUUGGUUAUGAUGGUUUUUUGUUCCCAGA
Ipomoea triloba (trilobed morning glory) is the source of this 2484-nucleotide messenger RNA. RefSeq lists its product as uncharacterized. The coding region runs from base 149 to 2308 and encodes 719 amino acids. NCBI's taxonomy places the organism in Eukaryota, Viridiplantae, Streptophyta, Magnoliopsida, Solanales, Convolvulaceae. The record is from RefSeq and is a predicted model, not a curated record. The transcript is spliced from 14 exons.